AUGGCCGACGAAGAUCUCAACCCUCACGAGUGGGAAAAGCCCGCUUGGGCAAAGGAUGGACCGAAGCUGAAGUCAACAGGAAAGGCCGAUAAAAUGAAGGAAGGAAACUUGGCUGCUGAGAUUACCCAUGUGAACAAGAACAAGGAUGCAAGUCGAGAUAUCAACGCAGCUGCAAACUCUGAGGUUUUGCAUUCUGGAGGUGGCGGUGAUGACAAGGACGUCUCUUGGGAGAAGCCAUCAUGGACCAAAGAUGCAGGCUUGAAGAACACCGGUAAAGGGUAUGUAGGAACUGUUUCUUUAGAAGGGUUCUCAAUGCGUCGUGCAAAUAAAAUAGUACCGGUUCUGGUAUGGGCCGCUCUGAGAGGAUAA
This is a messenger RNA of Seminavis robusta, 369 nucleotides long. The record is from the annotation of a GenBank genome assembly. NCBI's taxonomy places the organism in Eukaryota, Bacillariophyta, Bacillariophyceae, Naviculales, Naviculaceae.